Molecule: messenger RNA, 1248 nt
Organism: Actinia tenebrosa (Australian red waratah sea anemone)
Lineage: Eukaryota; Metazoa; Cnidaria; Anthozoa; Actiniaria; Actiniidae
Product: neuromedin-K receptor-like
Biological process (GO): G protein-coupled receptor signaling pathway
Cellular component (GO): plasma membrane
Molecular function (GO): G protein-coupled receptor activity
Source: RefSeq, a predicted model, not a curated record
AUGUCUUCUCUGGCAAAUUCAAGCAUCAAUUUAACAUUCUACAAGUCUUCGGAUACGACGAAAACCCCACCAUGGAUUAUCAGCGAUCCCGAGAUUUACAGAGUAUUAUUUACAGUGUGUUACGCCUUGAUUCUGGUCUUGUCUGUGCUAGGCAAUACUUCUAUUAUUGCUAUUGUUGCCAGAAAUCCAUCGAUGCGAAGUACCAUCAACUAUCUGAUCGCCAACAUGGCAGCAACAGACUUGGUAGCAUCGAUAGUCGUUACAGUACGAUUUUUCGUCGUCUUUCACACUCUCUCUUGGGAAUGGCAUAUUCCUGGAGUUCUAGGGAGCAUUCUCUGUAAAUUCGGUCCAUUUGUUCGAGACGUCUCACUGCAAGUUUCAUUCCACAGUAUCAUUGCUAUCGGAUUUGACCGUUUUUUUGCUGUUGUCUUCCCGAUGAGAGCCACUCCAAGACUUCUUAAUAUCCGUGUAUUAUUGCCCAUGAUCUGGCUGGAAGCUGUUUUAUUUUAUUCUGUAUACAUUAUUAGGUAUAGGAUAGUAUCUUACCAAGGGGUAAACAUUUGUUACAGUAGUUGGCCCUCUGGGUUUGACCCAUAUAAAUCAGAAAUAACUUUCACGCUUAUUCUAUUAAUCCUAAGCUACAUUAUCCCUUUCGUAAUCAUCUCAAUUUUAUACUCUAUUAUUGCUUCUCAUAUAAAAAGGCAGGACAUCCCUGGACCACAAUCACAAGAGAAUGAAGAAAGAAGAAGACAACUCAACAAAAGGAUUGUGAAAAUGUCUUUUACGAUUGUGAUGAGUUUUUUCACAUGUUGGACGCCUUACCACAUUACUGUACUUCUAAAUCUUUUCAAAUGGCGAGGACAAAUUUCUUCACAACUUGGAAUUGUUCUGGAUAUUUUUGUUCUAGUUUCUUAUUCGAGCUUAGUAAUAAAUCCUUACAUUUGUUUUAUAUUUUGUUCUAAUUAUAGAAAAAGUUUCAAGAAGCUUUUCCCGUUUUUCUUUAAUUCAAGAAUCGAGCCUUUGGAUAUUAGAGGCCGGACGGUUAGUCUCCCCCACAGCCGCUUUCAGUGUCGUCACUCAGGGGAGAAAGCGUUGCGUGACGGCACUGAAAGCGGCUGUGGGGGAGACUACCGGACGGUGUGCCGUCUUCAACAAACUGAAAUGUUUACCUUAAAUCCAUUUAGAAGGGUCAAAAACAAAAAACAAAACAAAACAAAAAAACCAAUAAAAAAACAAAAAAACGUGUAA